AUUUUGGUUCAUACAAAACAUGCUACAAGCAACUCACAAACAAUCGUACGGAUGUACACUUUGACUUAUUAAUCGCUUUAGUUAACAACACGUUUUUAUACGACGUACAAAGAUCGAGAGAAUGGAAAGCGUUUGGAUUGAUUGAUAUGGUAUGUUUAAGGUUAGAAAAUCUUAAAAGAGACUAUUGUUUAGACAAAAGCAGUACUAAAGUGCAGUAGUUUCGCCAGUUUUAACAAUAACUGAAAUAAUCAUUUAUCAAUAAAGAGGUAUUUUAGUGCAAAAUUACACAAUCAAAAACACACAAUAACUAGACGUCAAUGUCAAUUAAGUCACUGUCAUGUGGUCAUAGUGAAAUUCAGUCGGGGGCGUUUGGCCGAAAAUAGAAUUAAAGAUAAGAAAAAUGGCGUUCGUUUAGCAGUUUAAAAAAAUUAUGGAAAAUGGAAAACAUCACUUUCGAAGUUAGGAAACAUGUUUUUUUUUGCAGUUGCCAGUGUGAUCGCCAUUUUUGCUUACUAUUUCUGACAAAUUCUAUUUUCGGCCAAACGCCCCCAAUGUGUGACCACAAAAAUCCUCAGAAUCAUCAUAGUUUCUACUAUAAAAGAGUAAAAAACACUAUUAACACUACUAAAGUUAGCAAACGCGCCGAAACUGCCGUAGCAAUCGCCAUUUUGUUUAUAAGCAUUUUUUCCGUCACACGCCCCCAUCCGUGCCCCCAUUGUCGAAGCAAGCCCAGUGUCAGUGUAUGUCCAAUGGACUAACGUUACGCGUUGCUACUUCAGUCAGAGGUCAUUCGCGCCGGUGUUGAGUCGUGUUUUUGAAAAAUUAAAAAUGACAAAUUGUGCGAUUUCCAACUGCAAAAACCAUUCUAGGGUAGCCAAUAAAGGUAUUACCUAUCAUCGAUUUCCCACAAAUCCUAUUGUUAAAGAAAAAUGGAUCAAUGCCACGGGUAAAAAGAACUGGUUUCCUUCAAAAUAUAGUACAAUUUGCUCUAUACAUUUUAAGAAUGAUGAUUUCCUAGUAACCGAAAAGAGCAAAAGAUUACAUGAAACAGCAUAUCCGACAGUACAUGUGCUGAGUUCGACAACUAAUGGAGAAGAAUCAAGAAAUGAAAUCGUUGAGUUUGUGAUAUUCAAAGUUAAGGAUGGUCUAGUACACCAGACAGAAGAUGCUAUUCAAUUAAAAUCGCAAAAUAACACCGCAACAAGCUCAAAGUUUUCGUCAGACCUAUCAGAAGAGAAGCAUGGAGAGUUAGAAGCAAGUAGUCCAUCUAAAUUUAAACUACAAGACGAAUCAUGCUCAAGUACACCACCAUCCCGAGAAAAGAAAUUACAUCAGAUUUUACUGAAGAAAGAAGAAGUUAUUAAAACAAAGAAUUUAGAAAUCAAAAGAUUAAGAUCACAAAAUAUGCGGUUACAGAAAAAACUCAAUAAAUUUAAAGAUAUUUUAAUGAAAUAUAAAAAGAAUUCUCGAUUAAAGAAAAUGAAAUGAAAGCGUAGGCAUAAAAAUACCUAUGCCAAAAUGUACUAAGAAAGUCAUGCUAUUCUAGGGAUAAAUAGUAU
This is a messenger RNA of Ostrinia nubilalis (European corn borer), 1559 nucleotides long. Its product is annotated as peroxynitrite isomerase THAP4-like. Lineage: Eukaryota; Metazoa; Arthropoda; Insecta; Lepidoptera; Crambidae. The record is from RefSeq and is a predicted model, not a curated record. The transcript is spliced from 4 exons. The coding region runs from base 829 to 1488 and encodes 219 amino acids.